Molecule: messenger RNA, 3870 nt
Organism: Diorhabda sublineata
Lineage: Eukaryota; Metazoa; Arthropoda; Insecta; Coleoptera; Chrysomelidae
Gene: Frmd5
Product: FERM domain-containing protein 5
Exons: 9
Coding region: 127-1851 (574 amino acids)
Cellular component (GO): cytoskeleton
Molecular function (GO): cytoskeletal protein binding
Source: RefSeq, a predicted model, not a curated record
AUUCUCAUACGUCAUGAAAGUCCGAAAAAUGUAUUGAAAUUUGUUGUUUAUUUUUAAAUUUAUCCCAAUUCUGUGUUAAACAUUAUAAAAUAGUUUAAAAAUUUACACAUAUGAAAUAUUUGAAAAAUGUUGAAGUUUGGCUCAAAACAUGACAGCAAUAUUGUUUAUAAGUGUACUGUUAGGCUCCUCGAAGACACAGAAAUUCUUGAAUGUGAAUAUAAGCCACAGCACAAAGGAAAAUAUUUGUUGGAAUAUGUGUGUCAACAACUUAAUUUGGUAGAACAAGAUUAUUUGGGGCUUCGCUAUGUGGACAAUCAAGAUCAGAGACACUGGUUGGAUUUGGGUAAAUCAAUUUGUAAACAAGUGAAGGAACUUGACCCCGUUAUCUUCAGCUUUAGAGUAAAAUUUUAUCCACCUGAUCCCUUCAGACUGAAAGAGGAGAUUACAAGAUAUCAUAUAUUUUUGCAAUUAAAAAGAGAUCUGUUACAUGGUAGAUUGUAUUGCGGCACCAAUGAAGCUGCAAUGCUUUCAGCAUUAAUAUUGCAAGGUGAAUUGGGAGACUAUGAUCCUGAAAUACACGUAGGUAAUUAUAUUUCUGACAUGAAAAUAUUAUUAAAACAAACAGAAGCAAUAGAAGAUAAAGCAAUGGAAAUACAUCAGAAGCAGUUGAAAGGUCAAAGCCAGAGUCAAGUGGAAACAGCUUUUUUGAAAUUAGCCUGUCAACUUGACACAUAUGGAGUUGAUCCCCAUCCUGUUAAGGGUUUGUUGCAGGAUCAGAAAAGAAGUCAACUUUAUUUAGGAAUUAAUUACAGUGGUAUACUGACUUUUCAAGGGAGUCGUAAAACACACCACUUCAGGUGGCCUGAUAUACAAAAAAUCAAUUAUGAAGGAAAAGUGUUCAUUAUCCACCUGAAUUAUAACGAUAAAAAACAUACAGUAGGCUUUAAGUGCCCUUCAGGUCAAGCAUGUAGACAUGUUUGGAGAUGUGCUGUUGAACAGAUGUUAUUUUUUACUUUGCCAACUAGCUCUGACGCCCCAUCGGUAGUAACAGGAGGAGGAUUCUUUUCCUGGGGUACCAAGUUCAAAUAUACUGGUCGAACAGAAAAAGAGAUAUUAGAAGAUAGUGGUUCCCCAUCUAGGGAGGAACCAAAUAUUCAACGUACUUCUAGUGUUAGGAGAAAAGCGUCUAGUGUACCUGCUACUCCAUCCACACCUUUACAGCCUCAUUUAGGUUACUGUAGUUUACCAAGGUCAAGUCACUCUGAUGUGGGUGGUUCCCGAAUGGAGUCUAGCAAUAGUACAGGUUUAUUGUCAGGAUUAGACAAUAACCCUUCUCAGAUCUACAGUGAUGUUGCUGCCUUAGAAACCGUUACAGAAGAUCAAGAAGCAAUAGGUGCCAUGAAGCUACGUACCACAGUGUUGAAGGAAGACUCGAUGGAUCGAUUCAGUGACUACUAUUUUCGCGAUUCAUUCGAGCAUUCAUCAUCAGAAUCUCAGUUGGUCGAUAACUACCGAGGGUAUGAAACAACAAAUCCAUCUCACCGUUCAAGUAGAAGUCAAACUCCUUUGUCACAUUCCCAAGUUGAUUCCGGGAGAAUUUAUUUACCGAAUACAUCUCAACCAGCGCAAAGCAAUGUUAAAAAAAUCAAAAAGUUUAAUAUUUUGAGUGCUUUUAUACCUUCUUUAGUUAUCGUCAUGGUUUUAGCUGUGGUUUCUACAAUUGUUGUUCUAGAAAGUGAUUGGGAGUUGUUAAGUAACGUUAGGAAUAUUCCUGAGAUGGUAACGCUAAAAUACCAAGUGUACGAGCCAGUUAAGCAGUACUGGAAGAAUAAAUUCGGGCUUUUAUUUUAGUUUUUGCUAUAAUUAUGUCUUUGAGCGUUAUGUUCCAGGCAGUGGCUGGAUUAGAUGAAUUUAGGUGGUAUUAUGUAAACAUGUUUGUGGAGUAUAUGCAGUAUGUUUAUGUAUUUGUUGGUUAAACACUAAAAUUUUGAUUAUGGCGUGCAAGCACAUUAGAAUUUUACAAAAAUUCUGGACAGAGAGGGAUAAAUUAGUUUUAUAAUCAUAAAAAAAAUUUCAUUUCAAACCUUCGGUACAAACACACGCGUUGAUGAACACACUGUUGGUAUUAGAAAUAUUACUACUUGUUAUAAAUAGACGGAAUUAUUUGGAAGUAUGAAUAAUGUUUGUUAACAAAAAUCUGACUGAUUCAUAACCUAAGUAUCUCGUCCUCUGGUAGUGAAAAAAUGCGAGGAAACGAGUCCAGUUGAUAUAAAAUGUUAUAUCAUUACCCCAGUAAGCGAUUUAUUCCUAGUAAACAGUUUUCUACUACAUCAUUGUUAUUUUUGAUAUUUUUAACAAUGAUGUCUAUUUUUUUGGAAACUUUUUCACCCAAUAAAAAUUUUCACUACUUGUCAACUAUUCGUUGUCUCUAUGGUGAAUACAGACGUUUCCGGUGUUUCAUUGUCGAUACCAUUCUUGUCAACGUUGUUAGAGUGUAUGUUUUCUGGGUUAACAAAUUUUUUUCUGAAAUGAGAGUAUUGCAGGCCUUCAGUCCUCCACUACAAAAUAUCUAUCAAGGUUAUCAUCUUCUUUAUAUCCGUCUAACUCUACUAUAGCUCUAGAGGUACUGGUACAUUUCUUUUUAGCUAAAAUAGCUUCCAGGUUAGUAAAAAUCAAUAUAUCAUCAACUAGUUUAUCUUUUGGUGAAUUUAGCUUAUCAGUUUCUUUUAGAAAAUUAGUUUUCUACUGCAUGGUUGUUAUUUUUGAUAUUUUUAAAAGUGAUGUCUAUUUUUUUGGGAAACUUUUUCACCCAAUAAAAAAAUAAUACUACUUUUCAACUAUUCGUUGUCUCUAUAGUGAAUACAAUCUGGUUUCCAGUGUUUAUUUCUGAUGUUACCAUUCUAAUAACAGUUUGUUUCAUUUUUACACCAAUAUCAGAAACAAACGUUCUUGAACCUAGGGUCCAAAAAUUUUGCAAGCAUGGGGGUUUGGCUGUUCUCAAAAAGGUCUUUAUACUUUUCAUUAGGGUGUACCCAACUUUAUUAACUUCUUUGGUAUACCCUUUAGCUUAAACAGCCACAAGAGGGUGAUAUGAUAAAUGUAGUAUUUACAUAUUUUUCCUCACUAAAAAAUCCAAACAUAACAUUAAUCAACCAGACAUUUUUUAUUUAUCAACUGUGAAAAAGUAACAGUUCAGUUUCUACUUGCCAUCACUGGGAGUUAUAUAUUUGCCAAAUAUUAGGAAAAUAAUUUUUUAUUUGAAUUGAAUUAAUAAUAAUAUGAUUGAAUUUAUUUAGGACAAUCAUUUAUAUAUUUUCUUUAAUUAAGCACUCUAGCACGGUACUUGGAGGACGAGUAAGCAUAGAAUCUCAUUCGAAAUUUUAUGGGUAUACAUUGAAAUUGUAUUUUAUUGUGUUUUAUUUUCAAAUUUUCAGCUAGGUCCUUUUUCUAGACUAAAUAAACAAGUUUUAUUGUAAAUAAACGUACUUACGCUUAUGCUUUACGAAACAGACCCAUUCAAACUAAAGUGACAUUUCUAAAAGCAUUCCAAAUUACCUAGAGAUAUAUUUACUUGCACCAUAAUUAUUUUUGUAGAAACUACAUACAAAGUAUAUUGAAUGUUAGUUUUAUAUUUAUUUAGAAUUUUAUUAAAUGACAAUGUACAAAACUUUUUAAAUGAUUUUCAUAACUCAAAAAUAUAGAUACGUACUUAACGUUUUAUUUUAAAUUUUCGAAAGUAUAUUGUUGGCUUUCAAAUGUAUAAUUUAUAUUAAUAUCGUCUAGUUCUAAAAAAUUAAUCAUUUUCAAAAAAUAAUCAGAUAUUUUGGCUAAAACUAUUUUUUACUAGAAACAAUAUAAAAAUAAGAAAAA